Molecule: messenger RNA, 1035 nt
Organism: Cooperia oncophora
Lineage: Eukaryota; Metazoa; Nematoda; Chromadorea; Rhabditida; Trichostrongylidae
Source: the annotation of a GenBank genome assembly
AUGGUCAACGAGGUGGAGGCGGAGUCGCCGUCUCGAUCAAGUACAAAAGGCGCACAGCGGUCAUCCACAACAUCCAUCCAGCUCCCUCUCACAUCUCCUUCUCAAAGCGCGUCAACAAAGAGAGAAAUGGAGUCUGACGGCCGAACGAAGGCCUACAAAUUCGUCGCCUAUGCGGCCGUCUCAUUCUCGAUUGUCGCUGUACUGUCUGUAGUACUCACAUUACCUAUGGUCUACAAUUAUGUGAACCAUGUACGACGACAAAUGCAACACGAAAUCUCCUUCUGCAAGGGAUCCGCUAAGGAUAUUUUCGCUGAGGUCAACUUUAUGAAAGCCCAUACCGGUCCCUCUGCUCCAAGAAAUCGUACUACCCGUCAGUCCGGCUACGGCGCCCCAGAAGUAAACCCAGCAGCAAAUCUCCAGUGCGAAGGCUGCUGUCUUCCCGGCCCACCUGGUCCUGCUGGAGUGCCCGGAAAGCCUGGAAAGCCCGGACGCCCUGGAGCACCUGGUACCCCUGGAGUACCCGGCAAGCCACCUACUGCACCAUGUGAGCCCACCACUCCACCACCAUGCAAACCAUGCCCACAGGGACCACCCGGACCUCCCGGACCUCCAGGACCACCAGGAGACCCAGGAGAGGCUGGAACCCCAGGACGCCCUGGAACCGAUGCACCCAACGGACAGCCCGGACCUCGUGGACCACCUGGACCAGCAGGAGAGCCUGGACAGCCCGGACCUCAAGGAGACCCAGGAGUGCCAGCACAGAGCGAGCCACUCACACCCGGAGCACCCGGAGAGCCCGGAGAUCCAGGACCACCAGGACCUCCUGGACCCCCUGGAGCACCCGGAAACGAUGGAGCACCUGGACCAGCUGGACCCAAAGGAGCCCCAGGACCAGACGGACCACCUGGAGUGGAUGGACAAGCCGGACCUCCAGGACCACCUGGACCACCUGGAAUUCCCGGAGAGAAAGGAAUCUGUCCCAAAUACUGUGCCAUCGAUGGUGGAGUGUUCUUCGAAGACGGAACUCGUCGUUAA